This is a messenger RNA of Cariama cristata (Red-legged seriema), 243 nucleotides long. Its product is annotated as transmembrane emp24 domain-containing protein 4-like. The record is from RefSeq and is a predicted model, not a curated record. NCBI's taxonomy places the organism in Eukaryota, Metazoa, Chordata, Aves, Cariamiformes, Cariamidae. Gene Ontology annotation, cellular component: endoplasmic reticulum; endoplasmic reticulum-Golgi intermediate compartment; COPII-coated ER to Golgi transport vesicle. The annotation marks the transcript as partial. Gene Ontology annotation, biological process: intracellular protein transport; endoplasmic reticulum to Golgi vesicle-mediated transport; positive regulation of canonical NF-kappaB signal transduction. The transcript has 3 exons.
GUGGUGCUGUCGCGGCAGUACGGCUCCGAGGGACGCUUCACCUUCACCUCCCACACGCCGGGCGAGCACCAGAUUUGCCUCCACUCCAACUCCACCCGCAUGGCACUCUUCGCCGGUGGCAAACUGCUGGCGGGGCUGCGGCUCCGCGCCCGCCAGCUCCGCGACCAGGUCGAGCAGAUCCAGAAAGAGCAGAACUACCAGCGGUACCGGGAGGAGCGUUUCCGCAUGACGAGCGAGAGCACC